AUGACGUCUCCAGGAAACCACCACGAUGAGCUCCCCAACCAAGCUGCAUCUCACAGUCCUCUUCUUGACGUUGACAUCUCAAUGUUCUCCAACGCAGGUUUCGACAUGAGCCGCGUGGCUAUCAAGCGCAACUUGCCUGUCGCCCAGCUCUACGAGGAAGCCAUUCGCAAAGAAGGCGCUGUGAUUGCUUCGAGUGGUGCACUAAUCAACUUCUCUGGCAAGAAGACGGGUCGUAGCCCCAAGGACAAGCGUAUUGUUUACGAAGAGACCUCCAAGGAUGAUGUAUGGUGGGGACCUGUCAACAUUAAGCUUGAUGAGCACACGUUCGAGAUCAACCGUGAGCGUGCGAUUGACUAUCUAAACACGCGUGAUGACAUUUACGUGUUUGAUGGCUUCGCCGGCUGGCAUCCAAAGUACCGCAUCAAGGUGCGUAUCAUUGCCGCCCGUGCCUAUCAUGCCCUUUUCAUGCACAAUAUGCUCAUUCGUCCAACGCGCGAAGAGCUCGAAAACUUUGGCGAGCCCGACUUCACGGUCUACAAUGCUGGACAUUUCCCUGCCAAUCGAUUCACCACUGGUAUGACCUCGACGACCUCGGUUGAAAUCAACUUUAAGCGCCGUGAAAUGGUCAUCCUCGGCACUGAGUAUGCUGGUGAAAUGAAGAAAGGUAUCUUCUCAGUUAUGCACUACCUUCAGCCUAUCAAGUACGGACAGCUGUCGCUUCACUCCUCGGUCAACCAAGGAAAAGCUGGUGACGUUUCUAUUUUCUUUGGUCUGUCGGGCACCGGUAAGACGACGCUCUCGGCUGACGUUCAUCGCGACCUGAUUGGUGACGAUGAACACGUCUGGUCUGAUGAGGGUGUGUUCAACAUUGAAGGUGGUUGCUACGCUAAAUGCAUAGGUCUGAAGCACGAUAAGGAGCCGGAGAUUUUCGACGCCAUUCGCUUCGGUUCGAUCUUGGAAAACGUGACAUUCGAUCCGGAGACGCGCGAUGCCAAGUUCGAAGACUCACACAUCACGGAGAACACUCGAUGCGCGUACCCUAUUAACUUCAUCCCGAAUGCCGUGAUUCCGUGUAUGACUUCGAAGCAGCCCUCGAAUGUGAUCAUGCUUACCUGCGAUGCAUUCGGCGUGCUGCCACCUGUGUCGAAACUGACGUCAGAGCAAGCUCAGUACCACUUUAUCGCUGGUUACACGUCCAAGACUCCUGGCACAGAGGAUGGUGUGACGGAACCCUCGCCUACGUUCUCGUCGUGUUACGGUCAGCCAUUCAUUGUGCUCCCUCCUCAGCGGUAUGCGUCAAUGCUUGCUGAGCGCAUGAGCCAUGUUAAGUGCAAUGCCUGGCUUGUGAACACUGGCUGGACUGGCGGCAAGUUUGGCGUGGGUCGCCGUUGCCCUCUCAAGUACACACGGGCUAUUCUGGACGCCAUCCACGAUGGUUCGCUCGCUAAUGCAGAGUAUGAACCGUUCGGACCUGGUCUCUUUGACUUCCAGAUCCCGAAGGCGGUCAACAACGUGCCAUCCGAGUUGCUCAACCCCGCUUCGACAUGGUCUGACCGCUCGGCCUUUGAAGACCAGCUCAAGAAGCUUGCGGGCAUGUUUGCUGAGGCCUUUGUCCAGCAUGAGAACGAAGUCAAGCCUGAAGUGCUCAAGGCUGGUCCUCACAAGUAA
This is a messenger RNA of Malassezia restricta, 1668 nucleotides long. RefSeq names its product phosphoenolpyruvate carboxykinase (ATP). The record is from RefSeq and is a predicted model, not a curated record. The coding region runs from base 1 to 1668 and encodes 555 amino acids. Gene Ontology annotation, cellular component: cytosol. Lineage: Eukaryota; Fungi; Basidiomycota; Malasseziomycetes; Malasseziales; Malasseziaceae. Gene Ontology annotation, biological process: gluconeogenesis. Gene Ontology annotation, molecular function: ATP binding; phosphoenolpyruvate carboxykinase (ATP) activity. The transcript has a single exon.